Podarcis muralis (Common wall lizard) is the source of this 12925-nucleotide messenger RNA. The record is from RefSeq and is a predicted model, not a curated record. Lineage: Eukaryota; Metazoa; Chordata; Lepidosauria; Squamata; Lacertidae.
UCCUUUUUCCUUUUUUUUUUUUUUAAAGCCCAGCUCUCCUGGAGAUCACUUUAGGUGGGAGUUUUCCUCUGAAGACCGAGGCAGUUCCAGAGCAAUAUCAGGAAGUGUCUUAUUCCGUGUCUUCUCCCUUGAGAAUUGAAACCUGCAGAUGAAGCCAUCCAGGUUCUGUCCAUUCUGGAUGGUAGGUUGUAUUUCAGAAGAAACAGAUCUCAUUAGCUUUACAAAGGUAAUGAUUCCAAAGACUACCAUAUAAUUGCCACUGGCUAAGCAAGAAGGCUCACGUGGGCAUUACUACAGUUCUGGAAGGGUGCAAGAACCAUCCUGCAGGCUGGUCCAUCUGUCAAAAUAUCUGGACACCCUGUUCCAAUAACAACUAAGGACUGAUUUGCACAUAGGGAACAAGGGCAACAGCCACAGCACCUGAAACACCACAGAAAGAAACUGGGGAAGAAGGAAAGCGGUGUCACCAUGGAGAAGGACAGCAUGACCCUAGCUGAUCAACAAUAUGAAUGUGUAGCUGAGAUUGGUGAAGGAGCCUAUGGGAAGGUGUUCAAGGCCCGGGACCUGAAGAAUGGUGGACGUUUUGUAGCACUGAAGAGAGUGCGGGUGCAGACAAGCGAAGAGGGGAUGCCACUUUCCACCAUACGUGAGGUGGCUGUAUUGAAGCAUCUGGAAACAUUUGAGCAUCCCAACGUGGUCAGAUUGUUCGAUGUAUGCACAGCAUCCCGAACAGACCGAGAGACGAAACUAACACUGGUGUUUGAACAUGUUGAUCAAGACUUGACCACUUAUUUGAAUAAAGUUCCAGAGCCUGGUGUGCCUAGCGAAACUAUAAAGGACAUGAUGUUUCAACUCCUACGAGGGCUUGAUUUUCUGCAUUCGCACAGAGUGGUCCACCGUGAUCUGAAACCGCAAAACAUUCUAGUCACCAGCAACGGGCAGAUAAAAUUAGCCGACUUUGGCCUUGCAAGGAUCUACAGUUUUCAAAUGGCUCUUACAUCUGUGGUUGUCACUCUAUGGUACAGAGCUCCUGAAGUUUUGCUUCAAUCCAGUUAUGCAACGCCAGUCGAUCUUUGGAGCGUUGGCUGCAUAUUUGCAGAAAUGUUCCGUCGAAAGGCACUUUUUCGUGGAAACUCGGAUGUUGAUCAGCUAGGAAAAAUCUUUGAUGCAAUUGGGCUUCCCAAAGAAGAGGACUGGCCCAGUGACGUUGCCCUCCCAAGGAAUGCUUUUCCUGCUAGAGAUCCGCAGCCCAUUGAGCUUUUCGUAACGGAUAUCGAUGAACUAGGCAAAGACUUGCUGCUUAAAUGCUUGGCAUUCAACCCCACAAAGAGAAUAUCAGCUUACGAUGCCUUAUCUCACCCUUAUUUUCAUGAUCUGGAGAAAUGCAAGGAGAAUACAGACUCUGAUUUGUCAUCCCUUCAAAACUCCACUGAGAUGACUACACCAUAAGGCUGCUUGAGGUCCGACUUACAGAUGAACAAAAUGUAGAUGAUAAGGUCACCGUUGAGGGUAAAAAAACCAUAGCUGUCUGACUGAAGGUUAUUCCCCAGAGGCUCUAUGUGUUGUCUGAGUGCUUCUUUGGGAUGAUGACCUGCUUCUCCUCGGAAAAUGACCAAGUUGCCUUCAUCAAAGCAAAUGCAAGAGUCAAGGUUUCCAAUGACUCCCUCUGUGGCUUGAUGUUUGUUUAGUUGACCUGAGGAUCACCAGGUGAAGAGAAGCUGCUGACCAGUUUUUGCUGCCAUUUUCUUCUUCCUUACAUUGAAUGGUGCCGUCGUGGAUUAGAGAAAUCCAGUCUCACUACCAAAACCUGACUUAACCUCGGUGUCUAGGUGCUGAAGUCUGAUUCGGUACUCCUUUGGAGUUAACGGUGAUAGUCUGUUUGCUUUGCUUAAAAAAAUGAUUUCAGAAAAUUACUUCCUUAAAUGCAAUAUUUAAAAGAAUGACAUUGAAAAUACUGAACCUCUAUACAGCCUGCAGUUAAGAGAAAUGUGUACAAACACAUCUGGCUAUUGUAAUCACACAGGAAUGUCCUUCCCUGAUAGGAAACAUGAGAUGAUAAUUACAGCAUUUUGUUGCUACUCAUAAUAACUUGUGUCUCUAGCUUAAUGCACAAGGGUAUUAUUAACAAGAUUGUGCACAUAUGGAAAAGGGAAAAGGUGGAGUUACUUUUAAAAAAAAAGAAUGUAAGGAUCACUUCUCUAGUCUGCUGAUGUUAUUAUGUCAGUCAUCGCAAAGUGUAACCUCUUUAUUCAUCCUUUCAUGAUACUGCUGUACAUCUUCAGCAGUGAUACAUUUCCGACAUCUAUCAUGCCCAGUUAACGUGUUUAAAUGGGUAUACAAAAAACCAAGUGUUCCUUUAGUAUUACCUCCAUAUUAUUUUCAGUGAACAAUGAAAAGCACGUGCUGAAAUGUUUUCCCUGUCUUCGGAGAACAAAUCUGACUUCACAAUCCUAUUGUCACUUACCUGGAAGUAAGAUUCAUUGAACUCAGUGGGACUUACUUUUGAACUGACAGGUAUAGGGUUAUAGUGCAAGGAUGCAAUCCUGUGUGCUUUUUCCUGGGAGUAAGCUACAUUGAGCACAAUGGGACUGACUUCCGAGGAAGCAUGCAUAGGAUUGUGUUGUUAGGAGGCAAGUGCUCGCUACAGCAUUGCUUAACAUACAAACACUGAACGCCUUACCCACAAUAAACCUCAGGCACUGGAGUGCACGAAUUGUCCCUGCAUAUCAACCUCAGAUCCUUUACAUUUCAUGUAAUUUAGGAUAUUUUAUUUUUCUACACCGUGAAGCAGGAGGAGCCCUUCUGAAUCACCGUUUAGAUUGAUCGCUUUGCUAUGCUUUCUCUGCCAAACAUGCCAGCCAGCUUUAUUCAGUAAUUCACCUAGCUGCCUUAUCACAAAUACUUUAAAUGUUACAUUAAAUUUUGUAUAUAUUUUAGUUUUAAGGGUUUUUGUUUUUUUUAAAAAAAAUAGAAUUUUAAAAAGAAAAUUUAUUUUUGUAGUAUGGUUUUGAUGAAAUAUUUUUAAUCCACGAGAGAAAGAUGUACUCCUAGCCUGGUUCUACUGUAGUGAUCCAGAUGUAACUCUAGGGAAAUACUGCCCAAAUGUGUUACAGCUGUAACAACAGCAACAACCAGAGGGAUAGGUGCUGUUGGAAAUAACUGAUGGCUAGUACUGUUAACACAUACAAUAAUUAUUGCUGUGCUAACCCAUCCUUUUGUUUUUGUUUUUGUCGUUUCAAUUUACUGGGGGCCGAAAUCUAUGGGACAAUUGAGUAGUUCUGUCCUUGGGUGCAGUUUUCUCUCAGGGGACAGGCUGAGACCCCUCCAGCAUGGGGACAGGUGGCUUUAACCCUUUGCAUUACCAAACAGGAUUGGGGCUCUCCCCACAAAAAAAUCUGUUUAAAUGGGACCUUUCUUUGCAAUGCAAAUUACAAGUGCAGGGAAGCCCAAUCCAGAUCAGAAUGAGAGCACAUAGGGUUAAAGCCCACUAGCCCCAUGCUUGGUUGCCAAUCAGAAUAGGGAGGCCAGCACUGGAAAUGAGGACCUAUACUCAAGGGCAGAACUAUGCUGGUAAGGUCACUUGUAAUUUGGCCCUGAACUGUAUCAGCCACUCUCUUCUGUCCUUGCAUGUUCACUUGUAGGAGAUUCCUCCAACAUUUUCUGGUGCAUUCUCCAUGCAGCAGCAGGGAAAUGGAAGGAUGUUGGUGUGCAAAAAUUCUCCAACACAGUGGACUUUCCCCCCAGGUGCUGCUGCUCAUCCUUUGCCCUAAAGCCUCAACUGAAGUGUAGCGAAAGCUUUCUUUUGGGUGUGCCCUGAGCAUCGCAUGGCACAAAAGGUUUGCGUUAGGUGCAGUGUGUAGCUUCACUUUGCAUGCUUAAUUUUCCUAGUCUUUAAGUAGUGGGCACGUAGAUGCCUAGUCAGAGCAAGGGGAGGGGAUGACCCUUUUCUACCACCCAAAAUCCCAUGGUGUGAUCCUGACUAAAAUUGCCCUCCCUGCUCCCGUUGCUUUUUCGGGCACAAGGGAAGGUGCUAUUGGCACAAACAACAACUGUGUGGUGGGGUUUUGAUUUUACUCAAUAUCACAUUGCAAGAGUAAAGGAGUAAAAAAAAAUCCCCACUGUAGGCCUGAUCACUCCCUGCCCCAUACAGAUGGCAUUCAGAACUAUAAAAAAUUAAGCUCACAGGACCAAACUAUGCUUUCAUAUGCCCCUCUGAUGCAAUUGGCGAAGUGUGAAAUUAUUCUGAGUGCUGCCACUAGGUGGUGCACAUUUCCAGAAUUUUGAAGGAAGCAUCCCUUUUUUAUGUUCCUAUAAGCCAAAGGUCUAUGAUCAAAACACCUUUUACAAAAAUCAAUCAAUGUAUGUAGCCAUGAUUGCCACUAUCUCUAUGAUACUGUUUUUCUUAUCUCUGAAAGAAGAUACAUACAGCCCAAAUUAGCACUUUCCAGGACCUGUAAUUUUUCCAUAAUCGAAGUACACCUGCAUCUGGGAAGGACUAUUGGGGGUGCACUGUAAAAAAAAAAGAAUGCUAUGCUAUGGAAGUUUUCUGCCACUUAACAACACAUCUAAAAGUUAAUUUCCAGAAGCUGAAAUCAUCCAUUUGUCAUAGUAUCCAUAACAGCAUGUCACUAAAACUUAACGUGCUGAUAGUUGAUUUAUGGUAGUCACGGGGCAUAGCGACGUCAUGACUUUAGGUCAUGCCAAGUCCCAACAUCUCACAGUUCAUAGAUGCAAAAGCACCUUGCGUGACCAGUCGCAAACCUCAGUCUCUUUCUAGUCUACCCAAAUUGCUGCCAUGUUUGAGGUGUAACCAAGCUGCCCAAGAGAGGAUUGGGGAGACACCACAGCUCAGAGCACGAUCUUUCCGUAUGGAGAGUCUCUGGUUCAGUCUCUGGCAACUAUGGAGAACACUGCCAGCCAACAUAGAUGGGAGCAGGCUAAAUAGACAAAUAGCCCGACCUGGUAUAAAGCUGUUUCCUGGGUCCCUGAUUAGAGAAGGAACCUUUCCAUACUUCCCAGUGUACCCCCGGUUACUGGCAUAUUAAUCCUGUCAUUCAGCUGCUUAUAUUUUUGUUUGACUAUCCCCUUUAAAAGUGUGUUCCCCACCCCCCGACACCAGGUGCCACAAAAUGUAAGUUAUGGACCUCCGUAAGCUUUAGGAUAUGUAUCUUUGUGCAUAUCUGUUCAUUCAGCACAGGAAUGAAACUAUAAAUGCUUAGGGCACCUCCGCAUAGGAAGCUCUCCUGCCUCCAGUUAAAAUCUUUGGCCCCAAUCCAGAGAGCCCCUCUAGAACGCACAAGGGCUUGGGGUGACCAAUGGGACUCCUUGCUUUUCCCACUUCUGGCAGCAGUGCCUUAUGCUGCACUGGAAGGUUCCCUGGUGUCUGAGGAUCAGUUUUUCAGGCAGUUGUGAUGAGAUGGAAAGGAAUCGGCCCUUGCUGUACACGCCAAGCCCACCAAACACAGCUCUCUGGAUUGGGAUCUAGAGCACCAAACCGGGUGUUCAGGAGGAGUCUUCUGUGGGAAAAGAAAAAUAUUUUGCAGGAUAGGACAUCCCUGUGAACCCAGACCGUUCAAUGAAUUUUGUGGGAUAUUGCAUCAGCUACAUGGUUCUUGCCAUUUGCCAUGCAGGUGGGAUAGGUCAACACACGCUCUGACUACUUAAGCAUGUGCAGUGUGCAAUCCGAGGCAUAAAGCCCUAGGAUAUGUUGUACUGUACACCAACAUCCUCUGCCCCAUUGGAAGGUAAUACCCUGAAGCUCUCAUAUCAUUUAGUUCAGCUGCUUGGGUUAGCAGAAGUCACAGACUGGCCCUUUGCUUUGUUUGGUAUCAUAGAUCAGCCUUGUUUGGAUUGUCCACCUGCAUUUUCAUUUGCCAAAAUCUAUUGUCGUGUUGCCUAAUGUAUUGUGCUCCGUUUCUAUAUUUAUAUGAGAUACUUGUUUUAGAAUAAUGUUUUAUUUGUACAAAGGACAAAUCUCUUGGCUGCUAGAAACAAUGCCUAUUUUAAAAGGUGGAAUAAUUAGAUAUGCUGUGAUAGUUUUCUAGUUAAAAGAUAAUGUCUCCCUGCAAACUUACAAACAUUAUCAGGACUUCUAUAUAGAUACAUACCGGUCAUAAAAUGUACAUUAUGCUUUAAAAGGUCAGGCAUUUUAACUGUGUUUGCUGUGUUAAAUGAAAGUGAAUACAAAAGCAUGCAGUGCUUUUGCGGUGUCUGCUAUGUGAAACCUUUCUAAUUAGUAUCGUUCUGUUUGAACUGAAGUUUGGAUGAGAUUUGCUAGUACAAUAUGUCGAUUAGAAAUUCUCUACCAGUACUUUCUGUCAGAUGUUCUCUCAUAUUCUGCUUUUGGACAGGGUGUUAAUUAGUUCCAUCCCACCCCACUCAAUUUCAUUGACUGGUAUUGGGACAUAAUUUCAGGUAUUCUAUAUCUGUAGAGAUACAAUGUUGAGAGCAGAGCUUUGGAAGGCAGUGGACAUUGUCCACAGUAGGUAUAGCUAGAGAAUGGGUGAGUACCUUAGUCAUAAUAAGAUUUUAGCACAUAACUCUGUGCUUGUGUUGCUCGUUCCCUCUGCAUUCUGCCCAAUGUUGCCAACUUCCCUUGUUCAUAAUAUUGUUCAGCACAUUGCCACAAAUGCUUGCAAAUGUGUGGUUCAGUGAGAAUCAGCAGUUCAGUGAGGUUCAGCAGUUUCCUAGCAUAUAACAUUCCAAACUUUCAUUGUCAGCAAAUGGCUCUUCGCAAAAUGGCUACUUCUGUCCAACCCAUUUUUAUCAAAAUGUAGGGGAAAGACUAUUCUUGGGGUACCCUACGAUUACAGGUCCUUGUCCAAGAAUGCUUAAGUUGCAAAUUCCCAGCAAUGUACCUUUUUGCUAUUUUUAUUCAUUUGCUCUGAACCAGUGGUGUUCAGACAAUUGCAAAGGUCCUUUUAUGAAUCAAUGAGAACUGCUGGCUUUUUCAUGACUUCAGGAGAGGUAAAUCCUCACACUUUUUUGAGAUUUUGCUCUGUAGUGGUCACUUGCUAUUCCUGCUACUGAAUUUGGUCAAGCACUUUCAUCCUAAGCACAACUACAACCCACUGAAACCCCUCCAAGUACUGUGCUUAGGAUCAGGGUGUUUCAAAAAGUGUUCCUCACACUAGCACAAAGCCACGCCUCUUAGUAUUUAUAUUGUGAACAACAUAAUGUAGAAAAGUGCAUGGAGGUCGUGCAGGGAAAUUAUAUAACCUGUUUAUGCAAAAACAGUAUUGUGCAUGUCCUGUUAGUACUGAGCUAUGCGUAGCCAAGCAUGUGGGCAAAUGAAAGCAGAAGUCCCAUCAUGACCGAGGCUAGAGUUGUGAUGGUGCACUGGGGCAAAUCCCAUAGGAGGGCCUAGGCAGAAUGUAGAAAGCAAGAGCCAUAGAAAUGUAGCACAGCAGAGGUAUAGCUGAGCAUAGUUUGGGGUAACAGUUCACCUGAAGAAGACUGGGCAAGAUUGGGUAGGAGCAACAAGUAAAAAGAAAGGCAGGCAGAUGAGGAAGCUAGAAGACUGGCAGGCAGAGAGACCCAAGAAUAGUGACACAAAUUGCCUUAGGAGGAGAGCUACAAAGCCACAUAGCAGAGCCAGAAUUUGGUUGUUGUCAAAUCAAAGAGAGCCCUGACCAGGAAGCAACUGAAAGCAAUGAGGGUCAGGAGGAACUGAUGGGCUGCCUGCAAGGACCCAUGCUGGAACCUUGGAAGAGAAAAAUUGACUCACCACAAGAGCAAGGAAAGGAGGGUCGCCAGCAUGGACAGCUGCCUUAUUCUGAGUCAGACCAUUGGUGCAUCCAGCUCUGUAUUGCCUACACUGACUGAGCAGUGCCUUUAUGCAUUUCAGACAAUGGUCUGUUCCAGCCAUCCUUGGGAGACGCUGGAGAUUGGAACAAAGCAGACUCUCCACCACUGAGCUAUAGCUUUUCCCCAAGUACAAUAAUGAGAAACACACAAGGUAUUGUGCAGACAAGCUGCAUUUAUUACUUAAUCACUUGUUCCCAAUGCAUUUGGGUUGCUUUUCCUCGAGGGGAUUUAUCCAGCAGUUAGCUCGAUACAUAUGGCACCUCUUGCAUGCAGUGGGGUGCUAUUGUCUCCAAACAUGAUUUCUAUCACUUCCAAUGGGUCGCCACAAGGGGCACCAGUGCACACUUUGGGAAAUUAGUUCAGUUAAUUCUUGACAAUUAGCAGAAGAGGUAAAGUAGGAGUGAGGGGAGCCAUGCAUGUCCAAGCAAGCAUACAAGAACUCCCGGAUUGUGGUCAUUGACCUAGAUGUAAAUAUAACUUUGGAGGAACUCAUUUAAAAAAACUUAAAAGUAGCCAUGUAAGCAAAAACCUUGGGUAAACCUUCAUUAGGGUAGAGCAGGAUUUUAGUAAGUUUUGAAAGCUAACGAUUAACGGAUGCUAAGGCUAUGGGAAAUUGUGGUGCUAAGGGGGAAAAAACUGUAUUUCUGUACUGCAUGCAGAAGGUCCCAAAUUCAGUCUUGGGUAUCUUCAUUUGAAAGAAUCGUAGGUGGUUGAAGAAGGAAAGAGUCUGCCUAAGAACCUGCAGAGCAGCUGUAUUUCUAAGGCAAUAAAUGCAAAAACCAUAUGACUGAAUCCAUGGGCACGACUUGUUCAAACUAUUUUUUUAUAUAAGCUCUGGAUCUAGUAACAAAAGUAAUUCCAUAGCAAUUUACCUUUCUUGCAUUUUGUGACAUGAUAACUUUAAAAGUAUUUCACAACAUGGAAUCAAAACCCAUGGACACUUCCAUCUUAAUACAAUUUGUGUGUUGGAACUUUCAUACAGAGGGGUUCGUUUUUCCUCGCUGUAAAAGCAUAAUGGCAUCCUAGAUCAAGGCUGCAGUUCUAACCCUCCCUCACCUGGGAGUAAGCAUGAUUAGGCUCACCUGUAGGUUAUGUUUUUAAACCUACUUGCACUGUGUCUAGCACAAUGUAUAAGUUAAUGGAAGGUACCAAUGAAUAGUCUUGACUGGUGCUGUUCAGCAUUUCAAGCGUUUUCAUAAGGCACUUUAGAAUGAGCUUGUCCAAAGCCAUUUCAGGUCAAACCUGAAACACAUAAGGUGUUCAGUUCUCUCAUUAACCUGGUUUUUGCAUUUGCAGGAGGAAAUCCUGUUUCCCCUGGAGCGAGGGAAAGGAACCUGUCACCCUCCAGAUGUUGCUUUCCUAACUAUUGGCCAUGCUGGCUGGGACUGAUUGGAGUUCAAGUGCAACAAUAUCUGGAGGGCCACAGCCUCCCACCCCUUCACACCUUGUUCAGAGCCCAGAUGCUAACAGUAUACCCUGGUAGGUUCUGAUAUACAGCAAAAUGAGUAUUGGUGCAGCAGUAGAGGCAACACGUUGCAUGCAGAAGGUCUCAAAUUCAGUCUCGGGUAUCUUCAUUUGAAAGAACCAUAGGUGGUUGAACAAGAAAGAGUCUGCCUAAGAAUCUGCAGAGCAGCUGCCUCCCAGAGUAGACCAUCCUGGGCUAGAUGGACUAAUGGUCUGAAGCAGAAUAAGGCACCUUUGUAAGUUCCUAACAAAUUGUUCUACUGGCUAAAAAGGAAAGCACUUAAAGCCCUGUCUAAGCCUUGGAGGGCCACUUGGACGGUGGAGUCAGCAGCAGAGAGGCCAGGGCCCUGACUCGCCACCCUGCAAAGUGGCCUCCUUACAAAUCCUGUUGCCACUGACUGGUAAUCACAUAGUACCAUUCAGGAGGGCUGAAUUUAUAUGGCGGGGGGCUUGCAUUUUUAAAUAAUAAUGAUUUAUCCCAUGCUCUUUAGAUCUACUAGGACAGGGGUUGCUCUCCAGAUGUUGUCAGGCUCCAACUUGCAUUUGUCCAGCAACAUGUGGAAUGUCACAGUUUUCCCACUUUUUAUUCUUCUGAUCCAGUACUGCUUUUUAUUUUUGAAUGAUGUGUUCACCUUAGCAAGAUCAAAUACCAUCUGAGGUCCCCAUUUUCUCCACAUAUUUGGCGUGGCCUUCCUGAAGAGCCAUCGGUAAUAAUCUGUUCUCCUUGACUCUGCAUCUCAUGCUGUGUCCCUCAGUGCCAUAUUGUAGUGGUCUACCUAUAAUGCCUUCCUCUUCAGCCAUUACACCUUUGCUUUUGCCACAUAUUGAUGACAGAAUAGCGUAUAUGGUGGGGAACACCUGCAUUCCACCUCAGCCGCCUGCUGUUUAGACCCUGUUAUAAUAUCCCCCCUCCUGCUAAAGAGAGUUGUGUGAAAGGCUGUGUGUCUGUGGGUUCACUGUGUAAACACAGAAGGUUGGUGCCUGGGGCAGAAUUUGCCCUGAGAACCUGAGCAUUCAUAUAAUAUUAUAUAUAUAUGUAAAAAUCAUCGCUUCAAAGACCUGUUUUAUAACUUGAAAUCCAGAAUGUGGGGAAUAUGGUGCAUUCUCUGAGAAUCAGAACACGUUUUCAUUUGUACAUGUGCCAUUGAGUAGUUUUUAUUAUUAUUAUUAUUAUUAUUAUUAUUAUUAUUAUAUAGUCAUGUAUUUUUAUUUCCUCACAAGUUAAUAUUCCUUCAGUCCUAGGGCCUGAACAUGCAAAUAUACAAGAGCGGUAUAAUUGGUCGCCUGCAAUUAAGCUAAAUGCUUCAGUUGGUUUCAGCUGUGGUCCCAAGUACAGCUCCAUCGUAAUCGUAAUUCUAUGCAAUAGCCUUAAUCCAAUGGUUCUAAUGGAAGUCUAGAACUUCAUGGUCAUGGAAUUUCACAUCUAAGCACAAGGAGAUCACUCUGUACACGACAAGAAUCUCCUGUCCAUGCCUGGAUCCCUUCAUGGAAGAGAACGGGAAGGUUCUGCACACGCCGGUCUUUAGAUUAUGGACUGUGUCCCCUGGUUCUAAACUCUGGGUGCUCAGAUGUGUAAGCAGAGCUCCCAUGUAAAUGGAUCUCCCCAUUCACUUGAAUAGAUGGGAGCAGCACUGGGCUAUCCUAUUAAGGCAAACUGAUAAGAGUCUGUGUGCAUGUAGAGUUCCCAUGCUUCAGUUAGACUAAUGGAGUGAUCCUAAAACUUACCCAAAUAAAUGUUGUCGAUUGAGCAUCCCAAGUACCAUGAUACAAAAUGCAGCUGUAUCCAUUUUUGGCAGACAGAUAUGCCAAUGCAAAUAUUGGUGACGGGGCUACAAAUCAUCCUACUAAAGUCAAUUCCUCUGGCUCAGCUGGCUUGGGCUGUUACAGGAAUAGAAUAAAAUCUCAAUCCUCAACCCAUUUAUCCCUGAGUAGUUUCAUUUACAUUUCUUGAAGUCAACUGACUUUUCUACAGGAUCAUUGCAGUGCAAGUCAUUUCAAGACGAGUUUCAGGGUCUCGACCCUAAGCAUAGUUGCUCUUCAACAUCUUCCAUUGAAACCAAUGAGAUUUACUUGGGAAUAAGUGUGUUUACAAUUGCAAGGGAGUAUUUGCAGUCUCAGGUUCCUGGUUCGUAACUGACUGAUGCAGUGAGGACACAUGGUUAGUAACAGCACUUGGACCCAAUUGUUGGGGUCAACAUUUGUUGAAAAGAUGGACAUUUAUAUCCAAGUUAUUUUAUCUGCAAUGUAAAUGAUUGCUAUUUUAAUUGAUGUGUGCUUUUCUUUACUAAAACGGAUACUACUAUUGGCUUCUCAGAGUUAAAAACAAGUGUAGUAUAUUACUAGCCUUUUUAGGGAACGUGUCAGUAGCUGCAAGUGUAGAAGGUCUGUGCUUUUACAAUAUAGGUUGCCUUAAAAUGUUUUAGAUAUGCAAGCUGCUAAUCUGAUUGUAGGGACUAAAUGUUAGACAGGAUAUAAAGUACAUAAUCUGAGUGAGCCGCAUAGUAUAAUAUUUGCAUUUUGCAACUGAAGAGAGAAAGCUUAUUGGACGUAGUAUUUUUUAGGUCUCAUUUGUUUGUUUUGGUUUUUUUUAAUGUAUGUAAACUUGAAAGUUUUGGUAAAGCGAAAUAUACAUGUAGAACAGUAGAGUGGAAGAGGAUCGUGCUGGAAAUUAAAAUUAGAAGAAAAGAGCUUGAUUUAUUUUCUGUGUUUUGGUUUGACAUUGUCACUAGAAACUAGUCAGUGACGGAUACCUAAAGCCGUUUCACUGAUUUCUUGUCAUUAGAGUAAGCCUUAGGUAUCAUUGUACAUGAAGGUUUUUGUAACAGAAGGAGAGAGGGCCGUUGUGCUUGGAUCCUGUUUACAGGCUUCCCACAGGCACCUGUGGGAAAAGGAUGCUGGACUAAAUGGGCCACUGGCCUGAUCCACCAGGCUCUUGUUAUGUUCUCUUCACUAUGACUUACAAAGUAUUCUGUGUUUAUUGAUAGGAUUGCCAGCUUACCACAAAAGCUUUGACUAGCCUGCUCCCGUUUCUUUAUUAGUGGCAUGAUUUGCUGAAAUCAGCAAAUGACCCCUUUCUCAGCACUGAGAUGAACAUUAUCACUGGCUAAUGCUUGUAGAUCAAGCCGCUGGUUAAAAUGCUGGCAACCUAAUUGCUGAACCAUAAAUGAAAGCCACAGAGCUAGAAGUAAAUAUUGGCAUCUGGAUAUAAAAGUCUGUAUUUCAAAAGUACCAUUUUCAUGGUUUAGGCUUAGUUGCAAGAGUUCAUGCCUACCAAAAUACUGAUUCAUUAUGUGUAUCCUUGUAUAGGCGAAUGGUUGGGGGAACAUAUUAUGGUGAGAUUUGCUGUUAAAUGGUUUUAUUUUUCUUUUCGUGAUAUUCUUUACCAAGAUACUAAUCAUUGUAAAUUAAGGGGGGGUGUUAAACUAGCAAGUGUCAAAUUGGGAGUUUUUGGGUCAUUCUCAAACAAAUAUUAAGUGUACUUUGAACUUGAUGCCCUGAAUAAUUUCCUGUAACUCUGCAAUGCAGCAGGGACUCAUCAUAUUCUGAGAGACAUCUUUUUGUAAGGGAUGCUGUUUUAAAAUCUGAAAUACCUGUGAAUUUAUAAAAGCCUUGGUGUACAAUGUUAUGGUGUUUAAAAAAAAACAGAUUAACAUCA